AUGGCCCUCUACUGCGGUGACAACUUCGGGGUGUACUCGCAGCCCGGCCUGGCCCCACCCGCCGCCGCCGCCACCCCGGGCGCACCCCCGGCCGCCAGGGCGCCGUACGGGCUGAGCGAGUACGCGGCUCCGCCGGCCGCCGCCGCCAACCCCUACCUGUGGCUCAAUGGGCCCGGCGUGGGCGGCCCGCCCUCCGCAGCCGCCGCCGCCGCCGCGUACCUGGGCGCGCAGCCCCCGCCGCCGCCGCCCCCCGGGGCCGGCGCCGGGCCCUUCCUGCAGCCCCCGACCGCCGCCGCCACGUUCGCCUGCGCGCAGCGGCCCUUCGCGCAGUCCUCGGCCGCCGCGCCCGCCUCGCCCGCCGGGCCCGCGGCGCCGGGCGAACUGGGCUGGUUGUCCAUGGCCAGCCGCGAGGACCUGAUGAAGAUGGUGCGGCCGCCCUACUCGUACUCGGCGCUCAUCGCCAUGGCCAUCCAGAGCGCGCCCGAGCGCAAGCUCACGCUCAGCCACAUCUACCAGUUCGUGGCCGACAGCUUCCCCUUCUACCAGCGCAGCAAGGCCGGCUGGCAGAACUCCAUCCGCCACAACCUGUCGCUCAACGACUGCUUCAAGAAAGUGCCCCGCGACGAGGACGACCCAGGGAAAGGUAAUUACUGGACUCUGGAUCCAAACUGUGAGAAAAUGUUUGACAAUGGGAACUUCCGUCGGAAGCGAAAGCGCCGCUCUGAGGCCAGCAGCAGCUCCACCCUGGCUGCUGGGACAUCAAAAUCAGAAGGGCUCUCCUCAGGAACAGGGUCUGCAGUAAGUGGGAAGCCGGAAGCAGACAGCCCCUCCUCUCUGCUGAGGCCUUCACAGUCCCCAGAGCCUCCCGAGGGCACCAAGAGUACUGCUUCCUCCCCUGGAGGAUCCAUGCUCACCUCCGCACCUUGCCUCAACACUUUCUUCAGCAGUCUCAGUAACUUGAGUGUCGGCAGCAGUGGGAACACCCAUCAUCGAGCUCUCCCUGGCAGCCGCCACCUAGGAAUCCAGGGGGCCCAGCUGCCCUCCAGCGGCUCAUUCCCCCCUACCCCUAUCUCUGAGACCUCGCCAGAUGCCUUGCAACUGAGUAAUGGCACAGGCAAUAGCAGCAGCCAGAGAUCUCCCUAUUACAGCCCUUUCCCUGCCAGCACCAGUGGGGGCCAGAACAGCCCCUUCGGUGGCCCUUUCUACAACUUCAGCAUGGUCAACAGCCUCAUCUACCCCCGGGAGGGCUCUGAGGUGUAG
This is a messenger RNA of Nycticebus coucang (slow loris), 1260 nucleotides long. It is a transcript of the gene FOXI3, whose product is annotated as forkhead box I3. Bases 1 to 1260 code for a protein of 419 amino acids. Gene Ontology annotation, biological process: cell differentiation; anatomical structure morphogenesis; regulation of transcription by RNA polymerase II. Lineage: Eukaryota; Metazoa; Chordata; Mammalia; Primates; Lorisidae. The transcript is spliced from 2 exons. The record is from RefSeq and is a predicted model, not a curated record. Gene Ontology annotation, molecular function: RNA polymerase II cis-regulatory region sequence-specific DNA binding; DNA-binding transcription factor activity, RNA polymerase II-specific.